AUGGCCAAAAAAUGCAAAGCCCAGCUUGGUCCCUCCGACAAUGAGCAAGAUGACAAUGGCCUGCCUUCAGAAGACAAUACCAUUGGGGUAAGAACACGCUCUAAGACAGGUGGCAAGUCUUUGAAGAGCGCAGUCCCAUCUACCUCCCGCAAAUAUGGAGGCUCAAAGCCAGCGCCCUGGAAGAAGAAGGUCAACCAGCCUCUCAGCAAGGCAGAGAUGGAAAAGCUCAAGAGGCUUCAGAAGCGUGCUGGUCUUUCUCAAAAGGAUGAUGAUGAUGACAUUGAUGUUAGUAAGGAACCAGAAGCAGGAACAGGGCCCUGUGAACGCCAGGAUGAUGAAAUGGAGGAACAGGAUACUUCUCGAAGACAUGAAGAGCCUUCUGCUGGUACUGACCAGCUGUCACAGAACCCUCCAACUUCUCAUCGUCAAAUGCCCAGCCAGGCUCUGCCUCAUUCAUCCCAAGCCCCAGCGUCUUCAGUACCAGUACAAGCUCAACAGAUAGCGGCUACACAAAGUUCAUCGCGACAAAGUUCAUCACGACCACAACCACAACCACACCAAAACGAGAUAUCAGAAUCUGAGAAUGAUGAACAAGGUAUUAUUGGACGUAAGUCAUCAGACAGUGAAGAGGAGGAAGAGGACGACGAGGACCUGGAUGACGAGGAGGAGAAUGCCUUACCUCUGGCAACUAAUGGGAUCUCUGUUAGCCCAAAUCCUACUGUGGCAGUCAAGGCAGCUCGAUGCCAGGCAAUUGGCACCAGGACCCCCAAAAAAGAGCGUUGCAGUGGCAAGGUUGUUGAAGCCGACUUCAGUCCCAACACCCUUGUUCUUGCAAAGGCAGCAAAGAGAUACACACAAGAGCGUGCAGCCUUUGGGGAGGCGUUUCCUCCCCAGGAUGCUGAAGGGCGAGAAGCUUUCAUGAUGACUAUGUUUGAGAAAGCUGCAAAGAAAGGUGACAACAAGCUUGACAGGGCAGGGGUCAAUGAAGUAUCCGGCCUGAUGAUGAAGACUGUUCUUCAGUGCGCUGCAAAGAGCAGUGAAGUCUAUGAUAAGCUCUCAAUUUUUGCUAUGUAUGGCAAGAGAGACCUUACGGCCACUGUCGUGAAGAGAACCAGAGAAAUGAUUGGGGCUGGCUAUGGAAUUCCUGGAAAGCUCAGUCAAGAUGAGAUUAUUGAUCUUGUCAAGUGGCUCCUGCAAGGCUCGCGUUUCCGUUGCAAUGGCCUGGAUUUUCAGAACAAGACGUUUGAUGCUGAAAAGCCUUUCCUUCAUCCAAUCAUCGGCGAGAUAAUCAAGCGCAUAUGGUUCAUGAAAGCAAAAUCUGAUCAACCAGCUCUGAGCCAGAUGAUCUGGAAGAAGAAGGUUUUUGCAGGUGUUAUUAUUCUCAUUACUACCUGUGUUGAACAUUGUCUCAAGGGAUGGAGUGGAGGUUCAGAGCUGAUACACCACUUUAGCGAAGCCAACUGUAGUGACAGAUAUGCACAUUUCACAGCGCUUUGGGAAGAAUUUGCUGAAGGAGCACCCGAUUUCAUGCAGGCGGUAGAAGAGGCGACGUAUGACAACAUAAUAUGUGGCAUAAAGAACAUUGCACUCAUCACCACCGUGGACAAGAAGGAGGUCAAGGCUAGUCUACAUGGUGUGAAUCUUGCUGCUCUCAAUGCCCGCGCUGCUGCACUAUCUGCAAGAUCUCAACCUGAACACACCUCUGCUUCGUCUUCCACUGCCACUUCCACUGCCGCUUCAUCUUCUACUGCAUAA
Molecule: messenger RNA, 1755 nt
Organism: Cyclocybe aegerita
Lineage: Eukaryota; Fungi; Basidiomycota; Agaricomycetes; Agaricales; Hemipholiotaceae
Source: the annotation of a GenBank genome assembly